Molecule: messenger RNA, 756 nt
Organism: Phaeodactylum tricornutum CCAP 1055/1
Lineage: Eukaryota; Bacillariophyta; Bacillariophyceae; Surirellales; Neidiaceae
Exons: 1
Coding region: 1-756 (251 amino acids)
Source: RefSeq, a predicted model, not a curated record
AUGCUUCUUUUACGGAAUUUGCUCCCAGGAUUGGCACUUCUCACACUAACAUCGGAGGCGUUUUGUACCCGAUCGAAACGAGAUCACAGGGUUUUGACAACGAGAACGUUCGCCGUCAUCAAGCCGGAAGAGGCCGACUUCAACUUUGAUGUUGGACAAGGAGGUGUACGUUUAGCGAGCGAAUCCGCCAUUAAGAUCACCGGAACCGUCAAGCACAAUCCCGGUUCGGCUGAACCUACUGUUACCGAUUUAAUUCGCUACACUUCACUGAGCCAAGUCGAAGACAAGUAUGUCCAAGAAGUGUUGAGCAAGAUUGGUGCCAAGAUCGUCGGUACGGGUCGGGGGAAGGAAGACUACCGGGAACCAGGUGAGACGACUGACAAAAUCGUGAUCCAGUCACCAUCCGAUGCCGUUCGGGAUGCCCUGAUGGGAGUGGGCUCAGCGAUGGAAGCUGAUAAAAUUGUUAUAAACUUUUUGGGCGGCGACGAUUUGCAAGUGUUAGAAGUCUUGGACGCCGUACAAAUGAUGGUUUUGGAUUUGGAUAUUGCCACCAAAGCCAGGGUUCAGUUUCAUUCAGUAGCUCAUAGCUCUGUACCGAUGUCGAGUGCAACAAUUACGGUGGUGUCAUUACCAGAAGGUGUGUCGUUGGAUGAACUUUCUGGAAUAGAAAAAGCUGUCACGUCCGGUGAAGUGUACUUUAGAGACGGCCAUUGGUGGACUACGGAGGAAGAAAAUAUCAACGCAGCAAUCGCGUAG